UUGGCGGUGCCGCGCAUCUCUCGUUAGUCAAAUCGUGAUCGUCGUCGCGCGAUCAUUCGGCACGUUACACUUGAUAUAUAAAAUCUCGGCACGCGGAUUGACCUGCGUACGAAAAUAAACUUCAUCGAGAAGUAAGCGAAGACUGGCAACUUGUUCCGCGGUUACGCGCUCUUUGUGAUGAUAUUACACCCUGCGACUUUAUCAUUAUUUUUUUUAUAAAUUGAUACGCAAGAAGAAAUACAUAAAACAAACUAAAACUACGCGGUGCGUAGCAUCGGAUCUGCGACGAAGGGAGGGAGGAAAGAUAUAAACUGUAGUGAUAUUCGGAUAUCAAAGACUUAUUAUUGACUUUAAUGAUGAUGGAGCGAUUGAUGCUGCUGGCCUUUUUAAUCACUGUAGUUUUAUGCCACGAGCCGUUUCAAGUAAUCUUUGAAUGGAAGACGAUUGACUUCCAAUGGCCAUCGGACGAAGAUCGACAAUAUGCUGUAAUGCGUGGUGAAUACAUACCGGCGAACAACUUUAUUACCACUGUGAAAUUCUGGAAGGAUAAAAUGUAUCUAACAUUACCGCGAUGGAAAGACGGCGUACCGGUAACGCUGGGCGUUACGUCGGCGAAACCGAACGGUAACACGGCACCUAAAUUGGAGCCCUUCCCCAAUUGGGAUAUGCAGAAACUGAGUGACUGCACGGCAUUCCAACUGGUCCACAGCAUAGAGAUUGAUCCUAAGGGUCGCAUGUGGAUACUUGAUACUGGUCGACCCACGUCUCUCAGAGAAUCGAAAGCCGACUGCUCGCCGCGUCUUGUCAUUCUCGAUCUCGAGGACAACAAUAAGAUUCUUCGUACUUAUCAGUUCCCCGAGCACGUAACUCGCCGCAAAGAUGCAUACCUUAAUGACAUUGUUCUCGAUCACGAGGACGGCGGCAUGGCAUACAUCACUGAUACUAGUACUACCGAUCCCGGCAUCAUUGUGUAUUCUUUAAGAGAUAACAAUUCCUGGAAGGUCCGACACGAGUCUAUGAAGGCAAAAUCAGAGGCGGUCGGAUUCAUGGUAGCAAAGACACAUGUAAUCCAUCCAGUGCACGUGGAUGGCAUAGCACUUUCACCAGCGAGUAGUCGCGACAGGCAAGUUUAUUAUUCUCCUUUGUCUUCUUUCCAUCUAUACUCGAUUCCGACAUCUGCUUUGAAGAAUAACGCAACGAAUAUCGAUCAAUAUGUGAAGGAACUUGGACGGAAGAAUUCACAGACGGAUGGCAUGACAAUGUCAUCCACUGGCGUACUUUAUUUUGGUCUACUGGCCGACGACGCCAUCGCUAUGUGGGAUACCAAGAAUACACCAUCCUUCACCGUAGGUCAACGAAUUAUAUCGCGCGAUCACGUAUUGACACAAUGGCCCGACAGUUUUGCCUUUGACGAAGACGGCAAUUUUUGGUGCGUCAUCAAUAUGCUGCAAAAUUUCUUAAACAAUCGCAUUGAUAUCAAUGAGCCGAACUACCGUCUCAUUCGAUCACGCGUAGGCGUUAAGAGUUAUCAAUAUUACGAAAACAGCACGGUACCCGAAUUACCGGAUUUCACCGCUGGUGCUGAUUCCGUCAGACUUGCAUUUGCCGUGCUAUUAUCUACCAUUUUGAUACUUAUAGUGAAAUAACCGUUUUACGAUCUUGUUAAAAGUUCUAUGUACAUUGCAUACCCCAAGAAAAAAUUUACGAACCCAUGUUAAAACAAUCGAUCAUAUUAACUCUUUAAUGUGUUGUUUUUUUACGGCUUAUUUAGAAAUAAUGACAAAUUUGUUGUAAUGAAGAAGAUCUGACAUUAUUUAGGAAUUGAAGUAACGAAAAAAAUCUAACUCAGGCUAACAUUAUGAGAGAUAUAAUUUAUGAUAUAAAAGUGUGAUUGAUUACUCUUAUAUCAUUGCCAAAAUAAAAAAAACUUUUUAUAUGAUUUGAAAGAUCAUUAGAUAUAAUCUCAUAUUAUUAUCAAAUAUAAAUUUAUUAAAAUUAUUAUUUAAUAGAAAUGUACCGUAAUAUAUACGAUUUAAAUUAUUACUGUCAAAAUAUCGAAAAAUAAUAAUAUGAAUUCAGAUUGGAAUUGAAUAUGAAACUAAAUAUUUAUCUGAAUCAAAAUGAUUUUUUUCUUUUUUAAAAUCUAGCUUAGAUUUAUCAAAUCAUCUUCACCUAUUAAAUAUUGAUAUUAUUUAUUCCAAAGCUUCUUAAAUUUGUGUAUGUUAUAUAAUUUUCUUUUAUUUUAAGUAAAACUUCAAUUCUCAUAAUUAUUCAAUUCUCAUCUUAAUCAAUUCCAUUGAAACAACAGCUAGAAAAAUUAUUUCAAAAUAAGAUCAUCAAUAAUAUCAUUGAUGAUUAUGGCUUCGUGUCAUAUAGUACUGUGUUCUGAAAAUUUAGUGGCAAAUAUUGAGAAACAUUUUUUGUUAUAUCAAUAUAAUUGAUAAUAAUUUGUCACAAUUAAUAAUAAUAAUUGACAAUAGAGGUUGAACUUUAUGAUAGAUAAUAGCAUAAAAAUGUUUUCUGAUCUUUUAAUUAUGUACAAAAUUUUUAAUUUUGACAAUGAUAUAAAAAUAAUCACCUACAGUCUUUUACAUGACAGUAUGUAAGUUUUCGCUAAUCUAAAUCAACUUUCUAUACACCUCUUUCCUUACACAUACACACACGCGCGCGCGACAGCCAACGUAGACAGCACAUAUCCAAAAUUAGGACAUAAGACGUCUUGAAGACAUCUUAAAUGAUGCCUUUAAGGCGUCUUAUGUCUCAAUUUUGAACACACGUAUUGUCUGGGAAAUUUGUCGAGACAGAUUCUGCAAUGUACCUGCUUCAAAUUUUAUCGACAAAAUACAGAUUUAAUACAGUUACCUAUAACAAUGCUAUUUGCAAAACUUACUAACAAAAAUAUAGCAAAAUUUAUUAAUAUAAUAAAAUAUGAUAGCAGAAA
Molecule: messenger RNA, 2941 nt
Organism: Wasmannia auropunctata (little fire ant)
Lineage: Eukaryota; Metazoa; Arthropoda; Insecta; Hymenoptera; Formicidae
Product: protein yellow-like
Exons: 3
Coding region: 354-1646 (430 amino acids)
Cellular component (GO): extracellular region
Source: RefSeq, a predicted model, not a curated record